Molecule: messenger RNA, 744 nt
Organism: Lachancea meyersii CBS 8951
Lineage: Eukaryota; Fungi; Ascomycota; Saccharomycetes; Saccharomycetales; Saccharomycetaceae
Source: the annotation of a GenBank genome assembly
AUGUUUCGCACCGGAUUCUUAACUUUGCGUCGUGGUUUUCCUACUAAAGUUCUUUCUGGCUCGUCAAGAUACCUCUCCACCGGUAAGUCAGGCUCCAAGAUUUCUUCGCAAACUCAUGUGAAAAAAGCUGCUACAGCGCUAACAGCAGGAGCUUUGCUGGGUCUUUUAGUCUCGGGUUCCUUUAUCGGAUUGGAAACGCCGGCUGGAAAGCCCCAGAGCGAAAAAGCUAUCACCUCACCAGCCAAAACAGAAGCGCCUUCUCCAGAGACAAAGUCCACACAAGAAGCAGCAAACCCUGAUAAAAAGGAUGAAGAGGAUGACAAGUCUAAACCUCAAUCUGCGUACGACCCCGAUACUGGUGUCAUUAACUGGGAUUGUCCUUGUUUGGGCGGAAUGGCCCAGGGCCCAUGUGGUGAAGAGUUCAAAGCCGCUUUCUCGUGCUUCGUCUACUCCGAAGAGGAUCCUAAAGGUAUCGAUUGCAUAGAGAAGUUCAAGGGUAUGCAGGAGUGUUUCAGAAAAUACCCUGAAUACUACGCCGAACAAAUUAAAGACGAAGAAGAAGCUGCACACGUCGCUCAGAACUUGGAGUCGCGUAACGACCAGGACCAGAUGAUUGACGAAGUCCAAAAUGUGCAUCCUGAGGAGUCGACCCCAAUACUUCAGCAAAAAGCCGACUUCUCGUCCGCUUUAGAUUCCGAAGAAACUCAUCAAGUAGUAGAGUCCAAAUCCGACAAGGAGGAGUAA